Molecule: messenger RNA, 3285 nt
Organism: Cotesia congregata
Lineage: Eukaryota; Metazoa; Arthropoda; Insecta; Hymenoptera; Braconidae
Source: the annotation of a GenBank genome assembly
AUGUCUUCUGAUAUUUGUAUUUGUUGCAUUUGCAACAGCAAAUUUGAAGAUGGUGAUAUAAAAACAACCGUUGGUCCACGUGGUAUGGAGAAUUUUAUUUCGUGCAGUUUGGAACGUGGUGAUGGUAAACAUGUUAUUUGGAAAAAUGAAAAUAAAUUAAUCAUUCACGAAGAGUGCCGUGUAUCAUACAUUAGCAAAGAACGAGUAGCAGUAACCAAAAAACGUAAAUUAUCUACUGAACCUACAAUAAAUGAACUCUCAACUGAUUUUGAUUAUAAGAACUGUUGCGUAAUUUGUGCAUUACCGUGCAGUGAAAAGUUAGAAAAUAAAAAACCGAAAAAACAUCGUCGCAAGAUUCAUAUUAUUAUGGAAAACUCUACAUUUAAAAAUAGAAUACUGGAACAAUGUAAAAAGUGUACAAAUGAAUCAGUUAAUGCAGUUGUUAAACGUUUGAAUGAUGUUGAUAAUUUAUUUUCUGUGGGUGCUACGUAUCAUAAUAAUUGUGAUGUUAACUUUUUGAGCAAGCUUGUUUCAGUAAAAUCAUCUGUAAAUAUUAGAAAUACUCAAUAUGACAAACAGUUCGAAAAAUUAUUUACGUUUUUGGAAAAUUCCGAAGAACCUCAAUGGACUUUAGAUGAAAUCAUCAAUGUUUUGGGUGAACCAGCUCCAAACCGAAAGUAUGUUAAAAAUGUAUUGAGUGAGAGGUAUGAAGACAAAAUCAUUUUCAGUUCUAAUGGUAGGAAUAGAACUAUUGUCACUUUGAAAGGUUUUGCGGAGGAUUUAAUUUUGGAUUACUUCAGAAAUAACAUUUCAGCUGAAAACGAAAAGGAAAAGAAAUCGAACAUUUUAAAAUUAGCGGCAAGAUAUAUACGAGAAGACAUACGUGGAAUGGGUAUGGAGACCGAGUAUUAUCCUCCAUCUAAUGGCUUUUUUGGUAAUGAUAAUAUUAAUGAUGUUGUACCUGAAAGCUUGACAUCAUUUUUAUCAGACAUUAUUUUACCUCAAAAAAAAAAUGUAGAAUCAUAUAAAAAAAAAAUCACUGCCAUUAGUCACUCAAUAAUUGCUGCUGUAAGACCUAUAUCUUUUAUUUCUUCUUUACAACUAGCACUUUCAAUUUAUAUUCAUUCUAAAUAUCAAUCCAAAUUAUUAAUAAACAUGCUUAAUCGGUUGGGAAUGUGUGCAUCAUAUGAUGAAACAUUAGGAUUGAGUAAGCUUGAAAUAAAGGAUGUACGUGCGUUGCGAUCUUUGCGAACUGAAAAAACUAUUUUAUUACCUGGAGAAUUAUUGUGGGUAACAGGUCAUUCACUCAGAAUACCAGAACAUCCCGGCUGGAACGGCUUCAUGGAACUUCGGACCAAUUCGACUUUGUAUUCUGUCAGCAAAAUUAAUGAGCAACACAAAGAUUUACGUGAGUCAACAGUGUUGAGAGAUCUUUAUGAUUUAAGAAUAAUGCGAAAAUGGUUUGAAGAACAUUGUCCAUUCAUUACAAGCAAUCAAAUAGUAUCUUUAUCAACAGGAGUAACUGGUGGAUCAGACGUGAACUGUUACAAUGCCGAAUAUUUUGGUCUACAGUCGUACAAAAAACUUAUUCCAACUUUUUCAACUGGGCCAGACGGAAAUGUUGCGGUGAUCGAACAAUUUUUUGGUUCUGUUAAAUUCAGCCAGGAAUCACAAAUAAUACCAUUAUCCGUGUCUAAUGGAUCCAUAAUAAUUGGGCAAAGUAAAUUUCCAAUAGAUGAAAAAAUUUUGUUUACCAGAUUUGAAAAAUCCGAUCCAGAUCCCAAAUAUUAUCCAAAGUAUUUUGAAUAUGAAUUAUGCCCAUAUCCUUUAUCGAUAUUUGAUACUCCCAACAGCAUUCGAGCAUCAAAAGAUGAUUUCUUUACUCUGUUUACAAAAACUGAUAAACCCAAUAUCGGAACAUUCGCGAUUGUUGAUGGUGAAACACUUUUGACACAAGUAUCUUGGACAACAAAUAGCACGUAUAUGAGUGUAUACGAACAGUAUGUAAAUUAUCUGAAAAAUAAUUAUGGUAAUCAGUGUAUGAUCGUAUUUGAUUCGAUGACGGAUGAUUUUAAUUCAAUUAAAGUAUCAGCGAAAUUGAUAACAACAUCUGCAACAUCAGUCGCGACAGAAGUUUACUUCGAUGAAACUAAAUUCACAACAAAAAAACGCGACAUUUUGUUUCAGAAUCAUAAAAAUAAAUGUCGAUUCAUUGUACAACUAGCGGAUGUAUUGCGUAGUUAUGGAAUUUUGGUGAAAUUAACUCAGCCGCAUGAAGAUUUUAACCACGUCAUUGCUAAUGAAGCGAUGAUUCAAUGGCGCGAGAAUCGUCCCCCCGUAAUUGUUAGUCAUAAUGUCGACAUAUUAUGUUUACUGGUUGCUUUUGUCCACAAACCACAAAAUAUGUUCUUCAACAUUCCUGGUAAAGCAUGGUACGAUACGGAGAAAAAUCAGCAACAAUUUCAAAUGUUGUCGCCAUAUUUGCAUGUUAUUCGAGCAUUAACCGGCACCGAUGUGACAUCUUGUUUUUUUAACGUGUCAAAAAAAAUCGUCAUGAAACAUUUAUUGAAAAAUCAAGAAGAAGUCCGUGAAUUGUUACGAGUUUUUGAUUCUCCACAUUCAGCAAAUAACAUUCCACACUUAAUCGAGAGAGGAGAACAACUGAUAAUGCGGUUCUACAAUGUACAAGGAAAGAAUUUGAAUGACGUUCGAUGUCAAAAAUAUUCAAGCAACUUGAAAAAUCGUCGAAAAACAAGCUUUAAUUUAGCAUCGUUACCUCCAACAUCAGCAGCUGCAAGUCACCAUAUAUAUCGAGCUUAUUGGUUAGUACAACGUUGGCAAAAUAACAUAAUGCCCUCUUUGCUAUGGGGCUGGAUUAUUGCCCAUCAAACGUUAGUUGUACCGAUUGCAACAACUUUAACACCAGUACCAGAAGAAUUACUUAAUUUGAUAGUCUGUUCGUGUAAAAAAGGUUGCAAAUCGAAAACAUGUUCGUGUCGAAAAUCAGGCCUCAUGUGCUCGGAUCUAUGUAAAGAAUGCAAUGAUUCAUGUGUAAAUAAACCGCAAAUCCUGCAAGAUUGGCAACUAACGGGUUAUGAUGACACGUAUGAUGAAAUAUCAUUACCUAAGUCAUUUGCUUUUUUCUUGAAUCGAUCCUCGAAGCAUUGGACGUGUGCCCCAACAGAUUAUAUUGGCUCUUCUGAACUUUACAUGGAAUUCAAUUUGAAAAUAUCAACAAAAGACAACCGCACCGUUUUUCUUCAUCCUUCUGGGUUCCCGAUCUAG